AAUGUGGGGGACGCGAUCCGCACGCUGCGCGAGGACUACCCGCUGCUCUUUGUCAAGGACCUCAACUACGGCAUCUACCGCGAGGACCUGGUGUUCAAGGACCCCAGCCUCACCUUCCAGGGCCUGAAGAACUACAAGCUCAUCUUCUGGAGCCUGCGCUUCCACGGGCGCCUCUUCCUCAAGGCAGCCCACGUGCAGGUGCUGCGCAUCUGGCAGCCAGAGGACCGAGUGAUC
Chlorella variabilis is the source of this 234-nucleotide messenger RNA. RefSeq lists its product as hypothetical. The transcript has 2 exons. The record is from RefSeq and is a predicted model, not a curated record. Lineage: Eukaryota; Viridiplantae; Chlorophyta; Trebouxiophyceae; Chlorellales; Chlorellaceae. The annotation marks the transcript as partial.